AUGUCGUUGGAAAUCGGAAAUAUGUCGGACAAAGAACUUGAAGAAGCAGUUACAAAUCACUUGAAAAAUCUCGAGGACAUGGAAGUGACGGGGAAAUAUACAGAAAAAAAGUUAUUAAAAACGACAAAUUGUGAUUUUAAAAAAAAUUGCGAAUUGGACACCCGUAAAUGCGGUGAUUGGAAUGAAAGCUCGCGAUCAUUUGAUAAAAAUUCCCUAUUAAAUAGUAAUUAUAAUAAUAAUAAAAUAAAUAACGCCGAAUGGAAGUGUAAAAAUCUGUACAGUAUUCCAAAUCUUGAGCCGUGCAACAAUUUACAUUCUUAUGGGGAAACUCCGCCAUCCGCUCCGUGUAAAAUAAAACUCUCCGGCGAUAGUGAUACAUUUGUAUCCGACAAAGAAGACUAUAAUUUAUUUGAAAAGUUAAAACAUUAUCUAAUUGAUUAUCAAGAAAAUGUACUGGGGAUAUCUUCUUCAGAAGAAUAUAAUUUUUCUGCUCUUAUGAAGAUGAUGGGACAAGCCAUGGCUAAAUCUUUACUUGCACUUUUUUAUUUUAUCAUUAAUGUCAUUCCAAUGGCACUGAUAACCUUAUUCAUCUUGCAUUUUAUCCUGGACAAGACACUAGAUAUUAAAAAAACUAAAAAUCGUCAAGAGAUGGCAAUCAAAAUAAUGCUCUUGGGAUUACAGCUUACAUUUGUGUAUCUCAGCUUCACCUUUAUAGUAGGACUCAUUUGGAUCCCAGUAUUUCAAAUCAUCUUACGAAUUGUUUCUUGCUGUACAAUUGAUCCAUACAACAAUUAA
Messenger RNA from Cotesia congregata, 795 nucleotides. NCBI's taxonomy places the organism in Eukaryota, Metazoa, Arthropoda, Insecta, Hymenoptera, Braconidae. The record is from the annotation of a GenBank genome assembly.